Molecule: messenger RNA, 954 nt
Organism: Rotaria sp. Silwood2
Lineage: Eukaryota; Metazoa; Rotifera; Eurotatoria; Philodinida; Philodinidae
Source: the annotation of a GenBank genome assembly
AUGAACGACACUCAAGUUAAUGCGAAUGAUCAUAAAAUAAUCAAAGAAUUGAAAUCAGAAAUUAGAUAUUGUCUUGAUGAAAAAUAUUUACCUUCGAUUUUACAGAUUCAUUGGGUUGGUACGUAUUUAGAUCCAUCAUUUAAAUCAUUUUUUUUCGUUUCCGAUCAUUCAUAUUUGGAAACACAAAAGAAGGAAGUUCGGAAAGGUCUUCAUAUUCUUGCGUCUGAUAUCAUCCAGCAAUUCGACAGUUCUCAUUCGUCACAAUCACAGCAUGUAUCAAGUACUUCACCAUCACCAUCAUCAAAACGCUUUAAAAAUGAUCCAUUUGCUGAUUUUCAUGUAUCACGUCUCGGUAUUGAUUUAUUAACAAUAUGUUCACAUAAAUUUCAUGGACCGAAAGGUAUUGGUGCUCUUUAUAUUCGUCAAGGAAUUAAAUUAGAAUCAAUUGUUUAUGGUGCACAACAUGAACAAGGUCUUAGACCAGGUACGGAAAAUGUUUUAUCUAUUAUUGGUUUAGGAAAAGCUUGUCAAUUAAUAUCAAAUAAAUCUAUAUUAAAUAAAAGAAUUGAACAAAUGAAACGAACACGUGAUAAACUUUAUCAAGGAUUAAUAAAUAAAUUUAAUCAUAAUAAUGAUCAAGAUUUAAUUAUUCGUAAUGGAAAUGAACAAUGUUUACCAAAUACAUUAAGUUUAACUUUUCAUGGAAUAAAUGCUAAAAAAUUAGUUAAUCAAUUAAGUAAUCGAUUAGCAUUUUCAACAGGUAGUGCUUGUCAUGAAGAUAAUCAACAUCAAUCUAUAUCAACAACACUUCAAGCUAUUGCGCAUAGCACAGUUCGAUUAAAUACAAGUUAUAUGACAACAGAUGAUGAAAUUGAUCAAGCUAUUGUUAUUAUUACAAAUGCUGAUAGACAACAACUUUCUUCUUCUUUGAUUAAUGAACAUCAACAUCGUUAA